This is a messenger RNA of Fomitiporia mediterranea MF3/22, 4305 nucleotides long. RefSeq lists its product as uncharacterized. The record is from RefSeq and is a predicted model, not a curated record. The transcript is spliced from 23 exons. Lineage: Eukaryota; Fungi; Basidiomycota; Agaricomycetes; Hymenochaetales; Hymenochaetaceae. The coding region runs from base 1 to 4305 and encodes 1434 amino acids.
AUGUCAGCGUUUCUCCCUCAUCGUGCCUCUCCAUGGCCUUCUCCGAGACCUAUCCCGAAAGGACGCUUGGCGCAUCUCAGCUCGAUGGACAUCACUACGACUAGCGCGACUUCCUCUGUUUCUGCUGCGCUCUCUGGGCUUUCACCGAAGGAUGUUGAACUAAUAGACGGGAUCAUCGAACGAUCGCCUCCAUCGGCUACCACCUUCCUCACAGUCUUCAAGGCAUAUAAUGAAGUGCUGCAUGAACGUGGCAUGGAUGCUGCGAAUGACGUUGUUUAUUAUAAGAUUCUGCUGAAGUUGGGCGUUGUGAAGGGGAAAGACUGGGGUACGAAGUGGAAAACAGUGAAGCAGCAACAAGGAUACGGGUAUGGAAACGUGGACGCGAGCGUGGACGAGGAGAGCGAGACAUCGAGAGAUGAGAGCGUGGCUGAGGUGUCGCAACUGCUGGGUGGCAUACGAGAUGACCGUGCACAAACGCGUGAUCUUUUACCGGCUUUUCAUCGGCAUCGCGUAGGACCUAUGCGUCCUAGUUCGAGACGUCCCGUGUCGGCGUAUGGAGUUGAUUCUGUCACGGUGCAUUCGCAUCGGGACGACAGGUCGGAGAUCACACAGACGGAAACGGAGACAGACACGGGUGCGGAGACAGAAACGGUCACGGACGAUACGAUUGAACGUACAACGGACGAUCGUGAUGCUACCAGCUCGCCAACAACGCUCAUCCAGCGGGCAAGCGAUACGAAGGAAAACGCCUUACGCUUGUCCACUGAACCGCCGUCUUACCCGCCUCUUCCGACUGUCGAGCAGUUUUUACCUGUACAUGCUAGAAAUAUACGCUCGAUUCACCAUGGUAGAUCGGAACUAUCGAGCGAGGUGCAGACCCGUACUUCGACUCCGCCUCCACACAAACUUCCCCCACGAAGGCAACCCUUCCAACCCGCCAGACACCAAAACAUUAUUCCGGCGACGCGUUUACCUCCGAUAAAAGCACCAAAAAAGCAGCCAUCUCAUAGUACUAGCGUCGAUGAAGAGGACACUUGGAAAAAACUUCGAAUGAUUCGGGAUGAGAAAGAGGCAGAUAAGUUCCGAGAGGUUAUGUUAAUUGAGCGAUGCUGGGGGGUUUGGAAGGGCAGCCUGCAAUGGCUCAUUACAAUGAACGAGAAAGUUGACGAAGAGCGCGACAAGACACUCAUCCAUGAUCACCUGCAAAAGUGGCGAGUUAAGUUACACAAGAAGCGAUCCGAAUAUGACCGGAUUGGACGACGUCAUGACAAGUAUCUCCUGCGCGUUUCAUUUGCAAAAUGGAAGAGCCGAGCAGCCUCAGUGCAAGUGACAAAAUGGAAGGAGGACAUGCGCAGGCGUAUGUCACUUAUUAAAACGAAAAGGGACCAAAGAAUACGAGCAGACGUGUGGAUAAAAUGGAGGCAGGUUCAUCAGUAUGAGGUUGCUGAAUUGUACUAUGAGCGACACUUGCUCCGAAAUACGAUCCGCAAAUGGAGAGGCAGGCUCUUCAAUCUAGGAAAUCUCGAAAUCGCCGCAGACCGGUUCGGGCAGUCACUUGAGGAUGCCCAAGUAGCGCGUGUAUGGAACUUCUGGAAGCUUCAAGUUGACCUCCGCGACGUGGAGAGGGUAUUGAGAGCUCGUAUGGACGCUCGAAUAAAGGAUGGUGCAAUGCAGACAUGGAAACAGAAAAUGCUUGAAAAUCGUAAGGUAGAUGCAUACCAUGAUCGCCUUAUUAAAAAGCACUUUUAUCGCACGUGGAAGUCGUCGUUAUCCAAGCAGCGCGCUCUUAUACGCAAGGCGGACAAGUAUAAGAACCGUCAAGAUGGGAUAUUGAUUAUGGCUGUGUUUCGGAUGUGGAUGGCACGAGAGCGCGGAAUGCUUAUGGAUCGCGCCAGAGGCGGGCAGCUGUUGCACUCCGUUUGGGCGGUUUGGAAGUCGCGCCUUGCAAUUAUACGUGCAAACGAAGCCCGAGCACUGGAGUUCCGAAGUCGACCUUCAUCCGCAUUAGCCAGUGCUGCGUUGGUCCGCUGGCGUCAAACGUUGCUUGCACGUCAAAACCUGUUGUCCCAGGCCCGACAAUAUGACCACGAUGUUUUGAUCCACAGAACACUUCUUGUCUGGCGCGUGAAGCUGCGAAUCAGACUCAAGAUGGCCAAGCAUGCAAAAGUGGCAAGAAAGUACCUUUUAAUGAGGCAAGCCUGGAAUAGGUGGAAGGAGUUAGUGGAAGAAAAGAGGAGAGAAGAGAAGUUGCAAGUUUUGCAGCUGAAACUACAGAGAAAGUACUAUGAAAGAUGGCGUUCGAUAUGUGUUCGUCAACAGUACCAUCAGCUUGCAUUAAAACAACUUCAAGUUGCAAUCUCUACAAGUGUUCUGGCUAAUGCACUAAGCAAAUGGACUAACCGCGUGAUUGCGAUAAAGCUUCGAGAAUUGGAGAUUGUCGAGACACACGAUCAGAAGAUCCUGAGCCUGUGUUAUCAGAAGUGGAAAGCUGUCAGCAAGCGACACUCUGAUGAUUUGAGAUUAAUGCAGAGCUACCAAUAUGUGAAGCGGGAAGAAAUGAUGCGACGAAUGUUCUUUAAGUGGCACGCAGCCGCCAAGACCAAUCGUCAUCGUAGGAUUGUGCUUCAAGAAAGGGAAGAGGAGAUGAAGUUAAUUAUUACCGAAAGAGCGUGGGAUAAAUGGCGCGAGAGAUAUAAGGCAGAGCGCCUGCGGCCUCUAGAGUAUAAACUGGCGAUUCAACUCGAGAAGAGCCGUUUAUACCAAGUUUAUCUGAUUUGGCAUUCCAAGACACGGUCUAUUCCGGCGAUACAAUUCUUCUCUUCGCGUAGGAAGGCUAAGUUCUGGCAAAGAUGGCGUGAUACGAUGCCGAAAGCUUUGCAAGCCAGAGAAGCUCGUGAUCAUGACAAGCAAAAAGUUCUGGCGCGUGUUUUGGAUAAAUGGACACAGGCAUACAGAACAAAGAUUGCUCUUAAAGCGGUCGCACGCGCAAGAUACCUCCGUCUCCCCAGUGGUGCGCCUCGCCAGUCCCUCCCACUUUCUACUGCAUUGCAUGGAAUCCUACGUUCCACGCCUUCCAUUACGUCUGGAAAGGCUACUCGUCCAGUGAGCCCAACUCUGGGCGAUCGGUAUUCAGAACGUGCUUUGUCAGUACAAGAAGACGACUCGGCAAGCAGGGCCGGUUCCACAGGCGCUCCAAGGAGGCGCCUAUCAGCGUUACGGGCCACAAAAUUGUCAUUGGCAAGACCGGUCUAUAGUGUAGCAGAUGCUCCAAAGGAGAAUAACGCGGACGCGUACUUUCUUGUUACCUUGAGCGUUACUGCUCGAUCCUUCAUGUCCUCCACGACAGCGGUAGCUUCAGAUGGGGAUGAGUCAGAUGUAGAAGCUGAGUCAGAUGAGUCGGAUGGUAAUGGUUAUUGCAAGCGUCCUAUGACCAGAAAGAAACAAGUGCAGCGGCGUUCGUGGAUGCACACGCAAAAGAGAACGUUACGCCCUCGGCCAAUAGGCAAGACGACGUCUUCGGCUGCCAGUGCGAAGAAGCAACCAGAAGUCCGACGAGAAGCCAGCAGUGAACACAAUACUACCGAGGAGAGCGACAGUUCCGUGAUACGAUCUGAACCUCGCACAACCAGAGCUCGUAUACGUCGCAACGAACUUAAACUAAAUAACUUAAAAACAACUCCUUCCAUCUCUAGCAGGACAGUCUCGCAUGGGCAUACAAGGAAGAGGGAUAGAAGUGAAAGUCCAUUCAUCGAGCCGAGCGACGAAAAAGAGCUCUGGCGUAUGCUAGAUUUAUAUGAGGAACACACAGUAGAAUUGGCCAACUUGUACCAGGCUGCCCCUGAGAGGAUGCAUCAAUCUUCCAAACAGGCUGGACGGACUGUGAGGAGUAAUACCAAUGUUGUAGGGACAGAUUUGCCUUCACAUACAGGCGGUAGAAGGGAGAGCCUGUUUGUAAUAUCCAGCAACAAAGAAGAGCUUUUGUAUAUGCUAGAGCAAGCCAAUGAACAAAUGAAGGAACUAACGAAGAGACUAGCCAACUUGAGACAGGCUACUUCUGAAGGGACGUGUCGAUCUACUAAACACACUGGACAGUCUGCGCAGGCACGGAAGCAUUGCACAAGCCUUCCUCUGGAUGCGUUCAUUGGUGACGCUACCUUCGAAAAACACGCUGAGAUUGAACCAGCUUCAGUACAGUUAAGGAGGGAUAUCGUCAAUCGAGAACUCCAGCACUGGGAGAAAUUGAAUAAGCAUGGCAAGCAGGGUGCAGAGGAGUUGAUGAGAAAACUUGGACUAAAACUCUCGUGA